AUGUAUCGUUGGCAGAUAUUAGCGCUACUGCUGUUGUCUAUCGGCAGUGUCAUUAGUAUGACGCUGGGCAGUGUGUUUCAGGUGUUUUCUGUACCCUUGGAAACGGUGGACGUCGGUGGUUACUGUGAUCGAUUAGAGAACCAGCUGGAGGAGUCCAAUACUUCGAUCAUUGUGCUACAAAUUGGACGCCCGAGUAAAGCAUACGAAGUGAUAUCAGGAAGCAGAAAUGUAACCAAGGCCUCUAACAGUGAGUUCCUGGACCAUGAUGACGAUACCGGGGAGGAUUCCAAAGCAAAGGAUCUUAUUGUGAAGCAAAUUCACGACAGUGUUAUCGCCGUAAAAAGACAUCGCAUCGUGGAGUACAUAACCCUUCUCACGGCGGACGGUGAAUAUCUGUUGACCCUUGAACGAACCGGUGACUUCGAAGAACCGAUUAUUCUCGAACCAAAGUUUGGUGGACUUAGUGCGAAGGAGAAGCUUCUACUUUCGCUCGUCGGCGGUGGUAGCGGUGGCCGUAUUAAGAGUUUGGAGCGGGUAAAAAAAUCCUAGCCCUCUUCACGUGCGCAUCAAAGAUGGUUGGCAUCAGAGCGUCCGCGUCCCAAUCGCACCACCGGCACCUGCUCCGCACCCGAAGCUAUCGGUGUAUCCGGAACCCAGGUCUAAUCUUCAUCUAAUCCCGUCCGACCAAACACCCCCACCGAAAGACAAACAAAUCCAAUUAUAAUUUAUUACAAGAAGCGAUAACAUAUAGCCGGUACACUUGCCCGAGAUGGUGCGUGGGGCAAGAAGAAGGCUUAAAUCGUCACAUCGGGACUGGGGAUGGGCUCUACUCAAUCUAACCCCAGCGUUCACCACCCAUUCAGCGUCGGUUAACUGCGAAUAAAUAUUAGCCUCUCGCUGAACCAACCUCACCUGCACACGCAGGUCCGAAGCGUACCAAAAAGUCUCAACAUUGAACCGAAAGUAUUGCUUGCCCAGGCUUUUUAACCUUUAUCAUUCACGGCCGAGCGUCUCCAACGCCUCCCA
Messenger RNA from Anopheles moucheti, 1026 nucleotides. RefSeq lists its product as uncharacterized. The coding region runs from base 1 to 549 and encodes 182 amino acids. The record is from RefSeq and is a predicted model, not a curated record. The transcript is spliced from 3 exons. Lineage: Eukaryota; Metazoa; Arthropoda; Insecta; Diptera; Culicidae.